Messenger RNA from Aspergillus homomorphus CBS 101889, 2724 nucleotides. RefSeq names its product FTFMHR domain-containing protein. The coding region runs from base 1 to 2724 and encodes 907 amino acids. Lineage: Eukaryota; Fungi; Ascomycota; Eurotiomycetes; Eurotiales; Aspergillaceae. The transcript is spliced from 5 exons. Gene Ontology annotation, molecular function: DNA binding; zinc ion binding. The record is from RefSeq and is a predicted model, not a curated record. Gene Ontology annotation, biological process: DNA-templated transcription.
AUGGGUAGACAGAAAGGCAUCAGGGGUACCAGACGCAACGAGCCACCUCUAAUCUGCAACUUCUGCUGGCGGGGCUUUACGAGAAGAGAGCACCUUACCAGGCACCUCCGUGUUCAUACUCAAGAGAGGCCGUUCACCUGCGAUACCUGUGGGAAGGAGUUUUCUCGCAUGGACAUUCUGAAUCGUCACACUAAAGUCCAUGAUCAGCAGCGCCCGGAGAUGAUAAUAAACCGCACGCAGAGGCGCGCGGCCUGUCUGCAAUGCGCGACCAGUCGGGAGACGCGAACAAGAUCCCUGGAGCCAAUAGCUAUACUCGGCGACAACGCAGAUUGGGCCCAAGACUCUCUUUUGAGCGACACGCGCGUCUAUGACGCCCGGGCUGGAAAUUCGCUUGACUCGGAAAUCCCUUACGAGCCGGGGAUGGAUGGGGUCCCUCCGAGGGAUGAAUUGGCUUCCCGCUCCUUGUCGGCUAUCAACUGGCUUUCACCGGACGAGACAAUCCUCCAGGAAUGGGCCAGUCAACUAGCUGGCAUCCCAGAUGGUGGUAUAUUUCCGACAGGUCUCGCCCUCCCGGAUGUUCCCCCCCUACCCCAGCUCCUCAGUACGCAGCCUACCGUGGAGUGGGCUCCCGCCAGCCAGUCAGCCACCGAUCAUGCCCAGAUGGAAACCCCAGCCGAGAUGAUGAGUUGCCCCGAGCGUGCAGCGACGGAGUCAUCAGGAAAACCAAUGGACGAACAAUCGUCACAGAGUUCCCGAACUACAAGUGGCAAAUACUAUGUCCACGGCAUCGCCUGGCGAGCUCCAUUUCAAACCAGAUUUCGAAAGGGGCAAGCCAUGAGUCCUGUGGAUAGAGGCAGCGUGACAACGUCGGCUCCCUCGAGCGUAUCGAUCGGAUCUGUGGCCAACCUAGACGGAACUACGUCAUCGUUGAGCAAAUGGUUGGCCGAAGAUGUCUAUGCCAGAAUUGUCCGAGGCGUGGAAGAGGAGACUCAGGCAUCAUCAUGUCUUCCCUCGCUGCCGGCCAUUCGGCUCUGUGUCCAUCUCUACUUUGAGCGUCUGCAUCCUAACUUCCCUUUUCUUAGUCAAACAGCCUUCGUAUCCGAGAAGCCGCAUUGGAUACUGUCGCUGGCAGUGGCCGGAGUAGGAGCUGUAUAUUUGCGCUCAUCACAAGGCUCACAAUGGAAAGACACUCUGAUGCAAGCAGUAGAAUGCAUUCUAGCACGUCGAUUACAUCAAGUCCAACGUCAGGUGAAUACCACACCCUCAGCAACUAACGCCUUCGAAACGGCGAACCAAGUCGAGGAUGUUCUACCCCUGGUCCAGGCCAAGGUUUUGCAUUUGUUGUGUAUGCUGCAUAGCAGCAUGUCGUAUAUUUCCCAGCGUGCAGUAUUUGAGCGGGCCGACUUGGUACAGUGGUGCUCGUUUCUAAACCUAAUCCCCGAUUCUGUAGGUGUCUCUGGAUUGAGUACCCGCCGCAAGGACAUCCAUCAGUGGAUAACGGAGCAAUCGUCACUGAGAACCGGAAUGAUGAUAUGGCUAUUGGAUUCCAUGAUGGCCUAUGAGUUGAACUGCAAUCACCUUAUGAAACUGGGAGACCUCAGAGGCUUGCUGCCCUGCCAUGAGACGGCUUGGGAGCGUCCGUCCCUUGAAAAUAUAGCUUUUGCUGAAAGCUUCUCCGUCUCUCUUCUGGAGGCCCUCGAUCUGAUUUACAUCGAAAAACGCCUUCCUCCCCAGCUCAGCCAGUUCAGCCAGACUCUGCUCAUCCACGCUAUCUACCAACGGACUACAGAGAUUGCCGAUCAGAGCCGCAUGCGAUUGUCGUCAUGGAGCCCCACAGACAGCGUGCAAAUAACUACAUCAGGGCCAGCUUCAGCUCAAGCAAUGUGGCCUCCAUCAAGUAGCCUCUUCGUGAAGUGGCGCAACGCUGCCUGUGACUCACUUGACGUCCUGCACUGUACGGCGAAUAGUCGUGCUGCCGAAUCAUGCUGGGAAGAGCCCACCAUCUUGUACCUGCAUCUCGCUAGACUGAUCCUUCUGUCUCCGUUUGUGCACUUUCAAACGCUGGCACAAGACCCUCUGCUGCCCGCACAGGGCGGGCUUUCUGCCCAUACGUCUCACCAGGAAAGAUUUGAGCACGCUCGUAGUCAGGUAUUUCAAUGGGCAAUUCAAGAUCAGUUCAAGGCCCGGCUGGCAGUCAUCCACGCCGGGGCUCUGCUAUGGCAUGUGCGUCGAUUCAGCACUGAUAACGUCAUCGAACCGUUCUCUGUCUAUAUCGCGACCCUCCUUCUUUGGGCAUACAGUCUUUCCGCGCAAUCCGUCAGAGUACAAAGCAAUACGAGUCACCAGAGCGGAACUGGUAACCAUCUGCCUUCGUUGGAUCAACUCCCCGAUGAUCAGGCACUGGCAGAUGAAGACGAUGCAGCAACGGAUCAAUCCGAUGCAGAGCCACGUUUGAUAUAUCUCGAUCGGCCUCUGGAUGAUGAGCUUGUGCAGAUGUACAUACGCGUUGGAAACAAGGUGUCCGCUCAGCUUAAAGGUGUUGGGGAUAUUACUAGUGAUGGCGCACCAGUGAAAAUCCUCCGACAAGGGUUUUACUUGCUUGCAGGGAAGAGGUACGUUAGGAGGGACAGCCCAAAUAGCACGACCGGGGAGAGAAUCGUUCAUACCUGGGGUAUACAGCGGUUGUACGCGGCAACAAUAAGGUGUUUAAUUGAAGCGAGCUGA